Messenger RNA from Antechinus flavipes (yellow-footed antechinus), 10507 nucleotides. It is a transcript of the gene CREBBP, whose product is annotated as CREB binding protein. NCBI's taxonomy places the organism in Eukaryota, Metazoa, Chordata, Mammalia, Dasyuromorphia, Dasyuridae. Gene Ontology annotation, cellular component: nucleus; transcription regulator complex; histone acetyltransferase complex. The record is from RefSeq and is a predicted model, not a curated record. The transcript has 31 exons. Gene Ontology annotation, biological process: positive regulation of transcription by RNA polymerase II. Bases 91 to 7449 code for a protein of 2452 amino acids. Gene Ontology annotation, molecular function: transcription coactivator activity; protein binding; zinc ion binding.
CACCCCCCGCUCCGGAUUGUCUCCUGAUUGCCCCGGACCCUUCGCAGCUCCUACCCCCACCCGCGGGGCUGUUUUCGAGAGCCGGCUAAAAUGGCUGAGAACUUGCUGGACGGACCGCCCAACCCCAAACGAGCCAAACUCAACUCGCCUGGGUUCUCCGCCAGUGACAAUACAGAUUUUGGGUCACUGUUUGACUUAGAAAAUGAUCUUCCUGAUGAACUGAUCCCCAAUGGUGGAGAAUUAGGCAUUUUAAACAGUGGGAACCUUGUUCCAGAUGCAGCUUCCAAACACAAACAACUUUCAGAGCUUCUGAGAGGAGGCAGUGGCUCUAGUCUAAACCCAGGAAUAGGAAAUGUGAACUCCAAUAGCCCUGUCCAGCAAGGAAUUGGUAGCCAGGCCCAAGGGCAGCCGAACAGUGCUAAUAUUGCUAAUCUAGGUGCCAUGGGCAAGAGCCCUCUGAAUCAGGGAGACUCUUCAGCAUCAAGCCUGCCAAAGCAGGCCACUAACACCUCUGGACCUACACCCCCUGCUUCACAAGCAUUGAACUCUCAAGCACAAAAACAAGUGGGGUUGGUGACUAGCAGUCCUGCUACAUCACAGACUGGACCUGGGAUCUGCAUGAAUGCUAAUUUUAAUCAGACACAUCAAGGCCUUCUUAAUAGUAACUCUGGCCAUAGUUUAAUGAAUCAGCCCCAGCAAGGCCAGGGGCAGGUAAUGAAUGGAUCUCUUGGUGCAGCUGGAAGAGGAAGAGGAGCUGGGAUGCAGUAUUCUGCUCCUGCCAUGCCAGGGAAUGCAGGCAGUGUGCUGGCAGAGACUCUGACCCAAGUUUCACCACAAAUGGCCAGUCAUGCAGGAUUGAGCACGGCACAGGCAGGAGCUAUGACAAAGAUGGGAAUGACUGGCAACACAAGUCCAUUUGGGCAACCCUUUAGUCAGACUGGAGGGCAACAAAUGGGAGCUACUGGAGUAAAUCCUCAAUUAUCAAGCAAACCAGGCAUGGUGAACAGUUUGCCACCCUUUCCUACUGACAUCAAAAAUACUCCAGUUACCAAUGUGCCAAAUAUGUCUCAAAUGCAAACACAGGUACAGCAAGUAGGAAUUGUACAAACACAAGCAAUGGCGACUGGACCUACUGCAGAUCCUGAGAAACGCAAACUGAUACAGCAGCAGCUGGUACUCCUGCUUCAUGCUCAUAAAUGUCAGCGACGAGAACAAGCAAAUGGAGAGGUUCGGGCCUGUUCUCUGCCACACUGUCGAACCAUGAAAAAUGUUUUAAAUCACAUGACACAUUGUCAGGCUGGGAAAGCUUGUCAAGUUGCCCAUUGUGCAUCUUCUCGACAAAUCAUCUCCCAUUGGAAGAAUUGCACGCGGCAUGAUUGUCCUGUGUGUCUCCCUUUGAAAAAUGCCAGUGACAAGCGAAAUCAACAACCCAUCUUGGGAUCUCCAGCAAGUGGAAUUCAGAAUACCAUUGGUUCUGUUGGUUCAGGCCAACAGAAUACUCCUACUUUAAGUAACCCCAAUCCAAUUGAUCCCAGCUCCAUGCAACGGGCUUAUGCUGCUCUUGGACUACCCUAUGGCAACCAACCACAGACACAGUUGCAGCCUCAAGUAUCUGGCCAGCAACCAGCACAACCUCAAACUCACCAGCAGAUGAGGACUCUGAAUGCAUUGGGUACUAAUCCAAUGACCAUUCCAACUGGAGGGAUUGCAACAGACCAACAACCAAAUCUGAUUUCAGAAACUGCUCUUCCAACUUCCCUUGGAGCAACAAACCCAUUAAUGAGUGAUGGUACCAAUUCUGGUAAUAUUGGAAGCCUCGGCACCAUGCCUACAGCUGCACCUCCUUCUAGCACUGGAGUUAGGAAAGGCUGGCAUGAACAUGUCACUCAGGACCUGCGUAACCAUUUAGUACAUAAACUUGUCCAAGCCAUCUUUCCAACACCUGACCCAGCAGCCCUGAAGGAUCGCCGCAUGGAGAAUUUGGUGGCUUAUGCUAGGAAAGUGGAAGGGGACAUGUAUGAGUCUGCUAAUAGCAGGGAUGAAUAUUAUCAUUUGUUAGCAGAGAAAAUCUAUAAAAUACAGAAAGAAUUAGAAGAAAAACGAAGGUCUCGUUUACAUAAACAAGGGAUCUUGGUUAAUCAGCCAGCUUUACAAACUCCUGGGGCUCAACCCCCAGGUAUUGCACAGGUUGCUUCUGGCAUGGGCCAGGCACAGUCCGUGAGACCUCCAAAUGGACCUAUGACCAUGCCAAGUGUGCCUAUGAACCGCAUGCAGGUUUCUCCAGGAAUGAAUCAGUUUAAUCCACUGUCCAUAGGAAAUGUUCAAAUGUCACAGGCACCCAUGGGACCUCGGGCAGCUUCCCCGAUGAAUCACCCUGUCCAAAUGAAUAACAUGGGCUCUGUUCCAGCGAUGGCAAUGUCUCCUUCCCGGAUGCCUCAACCACAGAACAUGAUGGGAACUCAUUCCAAUAACAUGAUGGCUCAGGCUCCUACCCAAAGUCAGUUCUUGCCACAGAAUCAGUUUCCACCCUCUGGUGGGACUAUGAAUGUCAACAGUGUAGGAAUGGGUCAAUCAACAGCACAAGCAGGAGUAGCACAGCAGGGACAAGUACCCAACACUGCUCUUCCUAACACCAUGAAUAUACUGGGUCCACAGGGCAGUCAGUUACCUUGUCCACCAGUAACCCAGUCUCCUUUGCAUCAGACUCCACCACCAGUUUCUACAGCAGCUGGCAUGCCACCUAUUCAGCAUCAGACACCUCCUGGAAUGACUCCUCCUCAGCCUGCAGCCCCUACACAACCUUCAACACCAGUUUCUUCUUCAGGACAGACGCCCACCCCAACUCCUGGCUCAGUACCUAAUGCUACCCAAACACAGAGUACUCCUACAGUUCAAGCAGCAGCUCAGGUCCAAGUAACACCUCAGCCACAGACACCUGUACAGCCUCAAUCUGUGCCCACCCCACAACCAUCUCAACAGCAACCAACAUCUGUGCAUGCUCAACCUCCUGGCACUCCACUUUCCCAGGCAGCUGCUAGCAUUGAAAACAGAGUUCCCACUCCAGCCUCAGUGGCUAGUGCUGAAACCAAUUCCCAGCAACCUGGACCUGAUGUACCAAUGAUGGAAAGUAAAACAGAAAGCAAACCUGAAGAAACUGAGCCUGAUCCUAGUGAAACAAAGGGGGAAUCUAGAACUGAGAUGGAGGAGGAUUUGCAGGGGUCUUCCCAGGUAAAAGAAGAAAGUGAUGUAACAGAAUCCAAACAGGAACCAAUGGAGGUUGAAGAAAAGAAAUCAGAAAUAAAAGUGGAGUCUAAAGAGGAAGAGGAGAAUAGUAAUAAUGGUGCAACUGCCCAGUCUACAUCACCUUCUCAGCCUCGUAAAAAAAUCUUUAAACCAGAAGAGUUGCGACAGGCUCUCAUGCCUACAUUAGAAGCAUUGUAUCGCCAAGAUCCAGAGUCUUUACCUUUUAGGCAGCCUGUGGAUCCCCAGCUCCUAGGAAUUCCAGAUUAUUUUGACAUUGUGAAGAACCCUAUGGAUCUUUCCACCAUUAAGAGGAAAUUGGAUACAGGGCAGUACCAAGAGCCUUGGCAAUAUGUGGAUGAUGUUUGGUUAAUGUUUAACAAUGCCUGGCUCUACAAUCGUAAGACUUCCAGAGUCUAUAAGUUUUGUACUAAACUUGCAGAGGUCUUCGAACAAGAAAUUGACCCUGUUAUGCAGUCCCUUGGAUACUGCUGUGGACGCAAGUAUGAGUUCUCUCCACAGACCUUGUGCUGCUAUGGUAAGCAGCUAUGUACAAUUCCUCGAGAUGCUGCCUACUACAGUUAUCAGAAUAGGUAUCAUUUCUGUGAGAAGUGUUUCACAGAGAUCCAGGGGGAGAAUGUUACCCUGGGUGACGACCCUUCUCAGCCCCAGACGACUAUUUCAAAGGAUCAGUUUGAAAAGAAGAAAAAUGAUACACUAGAUCCUGAGCCCUUUGUUGACUGUAAGGAAUGUGGCCGGAAGAUGCAUCAGAUUUGUGUUCUGCACUAUGAUAUUAUUUGGCCUUCAGGCUUUGUUUGUGACAAUUGCUUAAAGAAAACUGGCAGAACUCGCAAAGAAAACAAAUUCAGUGCUAAGAGACUACAAACUACCCGAUUGGGAAACCAUCUUGAAGACAGAGUUAAUAAAUUUUUGCGGCGUCAGAAUCAUCCUGAAGCUGGUGAAGUUUUUGUCAGAGUGGUGGCCAGUUCAGAUAAAACAGUAGAAGUCAAGCCUGGAAUGAAAUCAAGGUUUGUGGAUUCUGGUGAAAUGUCUGAAUCUUUUCCUUAUCGAACCAAAGCACUGUUUGCUUUUGAAGAAAUUGAUGGCGUGGAUGUAUGCUUCUUUGGAAUGCAUGUACAGGAAUAUGGCUCUGAUUGCCCUCCACCCAAUACAAGGCGCGUGUACAUAUCGUAUCUGGAUAGUAUUCAUUUCUUCCGACCUCGUUGCCUUCGGACAGCUGUUUAUCAUGAAAUCCUAAUUGGUUAUCUGGAAUAUGUGAAGAAAUUGGGGUAUGUCACAGGACAUAUCUGGGCAUGUCCUCCAAGUGAAGGAGAUGAUUACAUCUUUCAUUGCCACCCUCCUGAUCAAAAAAUCCCUAAACCUAAACGAUUACAGGAAUGGUACAAAAAGAUGCUGGACAAGGCCUUUGCUGAGCGCAUCAUUCAUGACUAUAAGGACAUUUUCAAACAAGCAACGGAGGAUAGGCUUACAAGUGCCAAGGAGCUACCAUAUUUUGAAGGUGAUUUUUGGCCUAAUGUUUUGGAAGAGAGCAUUAAGGAACUUGAACAGGAAGAAGAAGAAAGAAAAAAAGAAGAGAGUACUGCAGCUAGUGAAACCACAGAGGGCAGCCAAGGUGACAGCAAGAAUGCCAAGAAAAAGAACAACAAGAAAACCAACAAGAAUAAAAGCAGCAUCAGCAGAGCCAACAAAAAGAAACCCAGCAUGCCGAAUGUGUCCAAUGACUUGUCUCAGAAGCUCUAUGCCACCAUGGAGAAACAUAAAGAGGUCUUCUUUGUGAUUCAUCUCCAUGCUGGGCCUGUAAUAAACACUCUGCAUCCAAUUGUGGACCCUGAUCCAUUACUCAGCUGUGAUCUAAUGGAUGGGCGUGAUGCCUUCCUUACCCUAGCCAGAGACAAGCAUUGGGAGUUCUCCUCAUUACGUCGAUCCAAGUGGUCAACAUUGUGUAUGUUGGUAGAGCUACACACUCAAGGGCAAGAUCGUUUUGUCUACACUUGCAAUGAGUGUAAACACCAUGUAGAAACCAGGUGGCAUUGUACAGUCUGUGAGGAUUAUGACCUUUGCAUUAACUGCUACAACACUAAGAGUCAUGACCACAAAAUGGUUAAAUGGGGCUUGGGCUUGGAUGAUGAGAGCAAUAGCCAAGGAGAGCAGCAAUCUAAGAGCCCACAGGAAUCACGGCGUUUGAGCAUCCAGCGUUGCAUCCAAUCCUUGGUCCAUGCCUGCCAGUGUCGAAAUGCAAACUGCUCCUUGCCAUCUUGUCAGAAGAUGAAACGGGUUGUUCAGCAUACCAAGGGCUGCAAGCGCAAGACCAAUGGAGGCUGCCCAGUGUGCAAACAGCUCAUUGCCCUUUGUUGCUACCAUGCCAAACACUGCCAAGAGAACAAAUGCCCUGUGCCAUUCUGUCUCAACAUCAAACACAAGCUUCGACAGCAGCAGAUUCAGCAUCGUCUGCAGCAGGCUCAACUCAUGCGACGACGAAUGGCCACCAUGAACACCCGCAAUGUGCCUCAGCAAAGUUUGCCUUCUCCUACCUCAGCAACACCUGGUACCCCUACACAGCAGCCAAGCACCCCCCAGACGCCUCAGCCUCCCCCCCAACCUCAGCCUUCACCUGUAAGCAUGUCACCAGCUGGCUUCUCCAAUGUGGCCAGAACACAACCCCCAACCACAGUUUCCACUGGAAAACCUUCCAACCAGGUGGCUGCGCCACCCCCUCCCGCCCAACCCCCUCCAGCUGCUGUGGAAGCAGCUCGGCAGAUUGAGCGAGAAGCUCAGCAGCAACAACAUCUGUAUCGAGUCAAUAGCAUCAACAACGGCCUGCCUCCAGGGCGUACAGGCAUGGUGAGUCAAGCUGUGGGGCCAGUGAAUCAGAUGCCUCAAGUUGGCAUGAAUGUUCCCCGACCAAACCCAGUGACUGGGCCAGUAAUGUCUAAUAUGCAGCCAGGUCAGUGGCAGCCAGCUCCCAUCCCUCAGCAGCAGCCUAUGGCAGGAAUGCAGAGACCUGUCAUGCCCAUGCCAGCGCAGCAGACAGUUGCUGGGCCACGGAUGCCAGGAGUGCAGCCCCCACGGAGUAUCCCACCUACUGCCUUGCAGGAUUUGUUACGGACACUGAAAUCCCCCAGUUCACCACAGCAACAGCAACAAGUGCUAAAUAUCCUUAAAGCAAAUCCUCAACUCAUGGCAGCUUUCAUAAAGCAGCGAACAGCUAAAUAUGUGGCUAACCAGCCUGGAAUGCAGCCCCAAACCAGUAUCCAGCAGCAAACUGGAAUGCAGCAACCCAUCAUGCAUACACAGCCUGCUUUACAAAACAUGAGUGCAAUGCAAGCAGGAGUUCAGAGGCCUAAUGUCCCCCCUCAGCAGCAAGCAAUGGGAGGCAUGAAUCCCCAGGGGCAGGCAAUAAACAUCAUGAACACAGGGCACAAUCCCAGCAUGGCAAGUAUGAAUCCACAGUACAGAGAGAUGAUUAGGAGGCAGUUGCUGCAGCAGCAGCAACAGCAGCAGCAGCAACAACAAGGAGGUGCUGGGAUGGCAGGUGCAAUGGCAGGGCAUAGCCAGUUCCAGCAGCCUCAAGGACCUGGGGGUUAUCCUCAAGCCAUGCAGCAACAAAGGAUGCAACAACAUUUAUCCAUACAGGGCGGCUCCAUGGGCCAGAUGGCUCAAAUGGGACAACUGAGCCAAAUGGGCCAACCUGGCCUGGGGGCAGAUGGCACCUCCAAUAUUCAGCAAGCACUGCAGCAGCGGAUUCUGCAGCAACAGCAAAUGAAGCAGCAGAUAGGGUCCCCAGGCCAGCCUAAUCCUAUGAGCCCACAGCAGCAUAUGCUCUCAGGACAACCACAGGCAUCUCAUCUCCCUGGCCAACAGAUAGCCACCUCCCUCAGUAACCAGGUGCGGUCUCCAGCCCCUGUCCAGUCUCCACGUCCCCAGUCCCAGCCACCACAUUCCAGCCCAUCACCAAGGAUACAACCCCAGCCUUCACCACAUCACGUCUCACCCCAGACUGGUUCCCCCCACCCAGGACUUGCAGUUACCAUGGCUAGCUCCAUGGAUCAGGGACAUUUGGGUAACCCCGAACAGAGUGCAAUGCUUCCGCAACUAAACACCCCAAACAGGAGUGCGUUGUCCAAUGAAUUAUCCCUGGUUGGUGAUACCACAGGAGACACACUAGAAAAAUUUGUGGAGGGUUUGUAGCAUUAUGGGAGCAUCAUCUUUUUUUUUUUUUUCCUUUUCAUGUUCUUGGACAUUUUGUACUGAAAAUCCAGACAUCUAGGUUAUUUUUGAUCCUAGAUGGAACUGCUACUUCCAAGCCAUGGAAGGACGAAUUGCUGUUUAAAGAAACAAUACAAAGAAUAUAUUUUUUGUUAAAACCAGUUGAUUAAAUAUCUGGUCUCUUUUUGUUUUUUUUGUUUUGUUUUUUGGGGUUGGGGGAUGUGGGAGGGGUGGUUUUGUUUGAAUUCUUUUUUUUGUCAUUGAUGGUGACUCAUGUCUUUUUUUUAAAUGGGGAAAACAAGUUCAUUAUAUUCAUAUUUUUUAUUUGUAUUUUCAAGACUUUAAACAUUUGUGUUUAAAAGUGAGAAGAAAAAAUAAUAUUCAGAAACUGAUUCCUGAAAUAAUGCAAGCUUAUAAUGUGUCCCGGUAACUUUCUGACAUGUUCCGGGAAGAUUUUUUUUCUAUAGUGAACUCUGCGGGCGUUCCAAGUAUUACCCCUGGAAGAUAGGAAUUGACUCUUGCGUGCACACACAUAUACACACACAUACACACACACACAAACACGCGCACGCACACACACACAGACACACACACACACAUACAUAUACACACAUACACAACACACACAUGCACACAUGCACCCCCUAUACAUACUGGCUUAUGCCAAAAUCCUUGUCUUGCAGAUGUAGAAAUUGUUGCUUUGUUUCUCUGAUAAAACUGGUUUUAGACGAUAAAAUAGGGAUGAUCACUCUUAGACCGUGCUGAUUUUAAUAGAGAAGAAACAUUCUUUUCUUUCUUCUAUGUGAAACUUGAAAUGAGGAAAAGCAAUUCUAGUGUAAAUCAUGCAAGCUCUAUAAUUACUAUAAAUAAGAAAAUCCAAGAAGAUUCAAUCACUGUAUAGAAUGGUAAAAUACCAACUCAUUUCUUACUUAUUAUAUCAUAUUGUUAAAUAAACUGUGUGCAACAGACAAAAAGGGUGGUCCUUCUUGAAUUCAUGUACAUGGUAUUAACACUUAGUGUUUGGGGUUUUUUGUUAUGAAAAUGCUGUUUUCAACAUUGUAUUUGGACUAUGCAUGUCUUUUUUUCCCAUUGUAUAUAAAGUACUGCUUAAAAUUGAUAUAAAUUACUGAAGUUUUUAACAUGUAUUCUGUUCUUUAAGAUCCAUGUAAGAAUGUUUAAGGUUUUUAUUUAUUUAUAUAUUUUUUUGGAUUCUGUUCUUUGUAAGACAUGAUUCUGGUAUUCACUCAUAGAAGCAGCCUGGGGCAUUGGUAGUGGUGGCAUGAUUUAUGACAUAUCUAGUUAACAUGUCUGGUGAAGAGCAGACUUUUUAGAAUAUUUCCUUGGGAAUGAGUGAAGCAAGGUCAGUCUAUAUCCCGUACAGUAAAUGCUUACAGGUAUUCAUAAGUUAUAUAGUAGAUGAAUAACCAUUUAUUUAAAAAGGCCUUGGAUGAAACUCCUUUCUUUUUUUUUUUUCUUCUUUUACUUUUACUUUUCUUUUGUUUGUUUGUUUGUUUUUGACCCAUCCUACCUCCUUUUCUUAGCCCUUAUGAAAUACUGGGUGAAGAGCCUUCAUCCAGUUGCUCAGUAUGGGUGGCAGUUCCUGAAUAGAAGAUCCAGGCCUGGUUUCAUGAGCAACCGGAAAGCCGGAGGAAGGUUGUCCUUGGUUCCCAACUAUUCUACUUGACCAUUUGGCUUAAAAGAAUAAUACUGCCUGUAUUACAGGUGUAAAUUACAGACUCUUCUACCUCCAGAGCUAACCCUGAUCCUCAUCCAUUGUUAUACUUGGCUCUUGCUUAUCUGGCCCAGACUAAAUACCAUAUUCUUGUGGAAGUGAAGUGUUCAGUAUCUUUUAUCUUUUAGUAACUUAGCCAAAGGCAUAAGGUUCUCCAAUCAGGGAAUUUGCUAAUGGAAGUUCACCUUUUUUCCUACCAAUAAUUCUAUAAUUGGCCCCAGGCCAAUGAUUGAUUAAGUGUGGCCAUCCCAGUACUGUGGGAACACCCUGUAAUCCAAGGGGACCUGUUGAUUCCCCCUUAGGUCCAAUUUUCAGAUGCUCAUAAUGAGUGGGUUGAUUAUUUUAAUUCCAUGAUUACUGUAAAAAUUGCAUACACUUCAGAGAAGGAUCACCAGUGGAGAGAUUUCAAGUUAGACUAAUCUUGUUUAGUCUGCUGCACCAUAGGUUGCUAAUGACUUGAAUUCUGUUUCUCCUAGUAUCCCCAAUCCCCUAAUGAAAUGGGACUUCUAGAUCAAGUGGGUUUUCUGUGGAAUAAAAAUCAUGGCCCAAAUAUACUCCUUUUGGCCCUCUUGUUUCUGGAGAUAUUUUCAAAAUGCUUUGUUUCAGAAUCUAAAUCUGAAGAAACUUUCCAAGUAGCUUAAACCUUACAAUCCACUUUUGCACAGUGUUCCAUGAUUUGAGUUUUAAUAAUGUAGAAUUAGUUGAACUAGACUUGCAUCAGAUGAGAAUGCAGGACACCGCUCUUCCCCUCUCCCCCAAGAAAUACCCUAGGUCCCCACUGAUAUAAACAAUGCUUAUUAACAGUGCUUAGCUUGCUUAAUUUUUACAUAUAUUAGCCCCUGCCAGUAUUACCUUUUUACUAGUGGGACAGUAUCGGACAGUAUAUUAAAACAACAAAGAUAAUUGAAGCUGAUGAUUUGUGAAACUGGAGAGCUAUUGGCCCCAUACUGUGAAUAUGGCAUACUCCCACCUUGUUUAGUCUUUCUAACCUGUUAAAUGAAGAGCAUUUCUGUUAAAAGUUUUUCUGCAAUUCGAAACUCUUUGUACCAACUUCAACAUCUUUGGAUUCCUCAUCCCAUGCAACUGUCUUAAGCAAUCAAGAUGUCAAAAGAUGGGGCUGAGGGUGUGGUCAGUGGACACUAACCCUAAGCUUGUCAGAAGGAAAUUGCUGUAAGAAAGAUGGAAAGCCCCAAUGCUGUGUCUCAUGCUGUAUACUUAAAAGGGGGGAGGGGGGAAAGUCCUAUAUUUGUGAUCAAAAAGAGGAAACUUGAAAUGUGCUGGUGUUUAUAAUAAAAGCUGGUAAAACUG